CGACCGUCCACCAGGAGGAGAGCCCCUGUGAGGCCGAGGGCACCCCUGAAGAGGAGACCUGCCCGUGGGUCCCCAUCUGUCACCCCUGCCCUCGCUGCUCUCAGCUGCCCGACACCACUCACCGUGCCUCCCGUUCAGAUGCGUGACCUCCACCACACUGAAGCCGACUUUCACGACCCAAGAGAGGCUGAGGAUUCCGAGGAUGAGCAGGACAUUUGGGUUGAGGAGGAGGAGGGCGCAUCCCCGUUGUCUCCCUCCUCCUCCUCCUCCUCCUCCUCCUUCUCCUCCUCGUCUUCCUACUCAGUCCUGUUCCUGGGCAGUGGCGAGGAGGUGGCUGAUUCUGGGACACCCAGUCCCGCGCAGAGCCCUCAGGGUGUCUGCCCCUCCCCCACAGCCGUGGCAGCCCCUCCCUGGAGCCAGUCGGAAGACAAUGGCCUCAGAAGCCAAGGUGAGGAGGGGCCCAGCACCGGGCAGGACCCGGCAGAUGCCGAGUCCCGGCUCCACGAUGCAUUACAUUUGAUGAUGGUUGACCUGAUGGGCUUCCUGCUCCACAAGUACCGCACAAAGCAGCCGACCUCAAAAGAGGAAAUGCUGAAUGCGGUCCUCAGAGAUGACCAGGACCACUUCCCUGCGGUCUUGAGCCAAGCCUCUGAGUGUCUGCAGCUGGUCUUUGGGGUGGAUGUGAAGGAGGUGGACCCCAGGGAGCACUUGUAUGUCCUGGUCCCCACCCUGGGCCUCACCUACGAUGGCAUGCAGGACGAUGGGCAGAGCAUUCCCAAGACUGGCCUCCUGCUGAUACUUCUGGGUGUGAUUGUCCUGGAGGGCGACUUUGCUCCUGAGGAGGCAGUCUGGGGAGCACUUAGCAAGAUGGGGCUGUGUGCUGGGAGGGAGCACUUCAUCUAUGGGGAGCCCAGGGAGCUCAUCACCAACGUGUGGGUGCGGGAGGGGUACGUGGAGUACCGGCAGGUGGCCAACAGCGAUCCCGCUCGCCACGAGUUCCUGUGGGGUCCCCGGGCCUACACGGAGACCAGCAAGCUGCAAGUCCUGGAACAUUUCCUCAGGAUCAAUAGAAGGGGUCCCAGUUCUUUCCCGUCCCUGUCUGAAGAGCGAGUGAGUGAUGAGGAAGAGGGGGCCUGAGCCAGACUUGCAGCUGGGCUCCUUCUAGGCCCCUGUCCGGCAGCUUCUCCUGCCGGGCAGGAAGUGAGGCUGACUCUUCACUGUGUGUCUGAGGAGGAAGCAGUCAGCCUCCUAGGUAGUGAGGGCCCGGGCCAGUGGGGGGGACACGGUGUACAGCAUCUCUGGGCUCCUGUUCUCUACAAUGAUAUGGAAGUUCAUCUUCAUUUCCUUUAGUGAUGUUUCAGAUGUUAUUCGU
Molecule: messenger RNA, 1372 nt
Organism: Camelus dromedarius (Arabian camel)
Lineage: Eukaryota; Metazoa; Chordata; Mammalia; Artiodactyla; Camelidae
Product: melanoma-associated antigen 8-like
Exons: 2
Coding region: 139-1137 (332 amino acids)
Biological process (GO): negative regulation of transcription by RNA polymerase II
Cellular component (GO): nucleus
Source: RefSeq, a predicted model, not a curated record